AUGUUUGUGAGCCUACUCGCCUGGCCACUGGCAUGGCUAGCUUUAGCGACCAUGACAGUAGCUGCUGAUUCUUCCACAGCUGCAACUAUUACUACCACAACCUCCUCCUCGACGGGCAUCACAACCCAUACAGUCCAAGUGGGACCCAAGUCAAAUCCCCAUCAAUUUGUUCCACCCAAUAUAACAGCCAAUGUGGGCGAUGUCAUUGUCUUCGACUUUUACCCAACAAAUCAUUCCGUCGUAAAAGCAGAUUAUCUCGCUCCUUGUGUACCGGCAAACGGAAAUAUCUUUUACUCGGGGGCCUUCGUGAAUUUCAAUGAGCAGGAUGGACAACUCAUCGGACCGCCUACAUUCUUCUAUUGCACUGCAAUAGAUUCAUGCCUAAAGAACGGAAUGGUCGGAGUGAUCAAUGCGAACGCAACCGAGACAUGGGAAACGCAAUACUCCAGAGCUCUAACAUACCCUUAUAUGCUAGUCCCGGGCCAGUCUAUGCCGGCCGAAGGCAACGGCAGCGGCUCUAGUAGCGAUGACACAAGCGGCGAUAAUAACUCCUCUGGCAGUAAGCAUGGGCUUAGCGCGGGGGCCAUUGCAGGUAUCACCGUUGCAGCUGUGGUCUUCGUGGCCAUACUGGUGGCAUUGUUUUUCGUCCUCGGCCGCAACCGCGUGUACUCGCAAUGGAUGUCCUCGGAAGAUGGGCGCACAGAACGAACCGCCCGCUGGGCAAUGUUCAACCAUGGCGACCAAUACGCUAACGGGAAAAGUGAAACCGCAAGUUCUGUCCCUACCCACAGAGCAACCCCUAGCGAUGCCACCGCCGUCUCUAGUCCAGAUCCAAAUAUGCGCACACUUUCCCCUGGGGUGAUAGUAACCUCCGGUCCUGGUUCCCCGUCAGCACAGCAGGGCCACUGGAGCUGGAAUGAGCCUCCUCAACGUGCGCGUACAAGCGCGGUGGCCACAGAGCUAGAGGGUCACCCCAUCGUCUUGGAGGCACCAGGCAGCACUCCAGGGUAUCGGCCCUAA
Molecule: messenger RNA, 1020 nt
Organism: Penicillium expansum
Lineage: Eukaryota; Fungi; Ascomycota; Eurotiomycetes; Eurotiales; Aspergillaceae
Product: cupredoxin domain-containing protein
Exons: 3
Coding region: 1-1020 (339 amino acids)
Source: RefSeq, a predicted model, not a curated record